AAUAAUAAAUGGGAGAUGGGAGAAAGAAAAUAAAGAAGGGAAGAAUAGAAAAAUAAUAAAAUAAAUAAUAAAGAUGAUAAAAGAAAGAAAGAAGAGAAACAUAAAAAAGAAAAACAAAAGAGAAUAAUAAAAAAGAAGAAUCGGAAGAUAAUAAAAAGUAAAAAAAAAGAAAAAAUAAUAAAAAGGAAGAAGAAAAUAAUAAAAAGGGGAGAGAAAGAGAUGAUAAAGGAAGACAGGAAGAGAAGAAUGAUAAAUAAGAAUAAAAAAGAAUAAUAAAGGAUGGAAAAAAUCCUAUACGAAUAAUAAUUAUUUUUUCAUUGUUUUUUCAUUAUUCUUAAAUAAAACAUAAUUUAAUAUAAUUUUUUGAAAAAAUAUUUGUUAUAUUUAAACAUAUAAAAAAUAUUAUAUAUGUAUAUUUUUUGACACUUUAUUUGAACUUAUUCAUGCUCAAUUAGCGGGAUUACUAAAUACUAUCGUCGUGGCUUGAUUAAUUUGUCAACAAAGCUGUAACAAAAAUUUUUAUAAAGAAAAAUAUUAUUUGAAAUUAUCUCAGGAAUCUUCAAUUAAUUGGUGUUUUAUAUUUUUCAGAUAUUUUUCAGAUUAACGUAUAAUUUCAUAAUACGUAUUUAUAUGGCUAUCAAAUAUAGUUUGAAUUUGUCAAUUUGAUACAAAUAUAUAUACACAUAUAUGAAAUGACAAAAAGAGUUACAACAUAUAAUACACAAAUAAUAUAAUUAAUAUAACAAAUAUAACAUAAAUAUAAUAUAAUAUAAUAUAACAAAUAAUAUAAUAAUAUAAUUAAUAUAACAAAAAGAAUAUAUAUAUAAUAUAUAUAAUAAUAUUGUUAUUAAUUUUUUUUUCAAAUUCGUUUUAAUUAUACCAAAAGUCUAGAGUUUGGUUUCAAUUUUAAAUAUAAAUUAUUUGAAAAAAAAUUAUUAAUUAUUUCAAUUAUAUUUCAAUUUGAAUAGGAAAUUAUUUCGAAGAUUGAAAUAAUAAAAAAAAUGUAAAUAUAAAAUGUACACAAUAAUAGAAAAAGAAUAAUUAGAAUUAGUAUCAAUAAAAUUUAUACUAAUUUAUAUUAAUAACAAUUUAUAUUAAUAACAAUAAUUAGAAUAGCUAUCUUAUGCAAAUCGUGUUGACAUGAGUUAAGUAAAGUUGUUUACUUUAAAUUUGUUUAUUAUUUUCAUUUCUAAAUCAAGAUAGAAAAAAUGAAUAACUCUGAUUAUAAGUAUACAACUCAUUGUAAAAGUUUUCUGCUUCUUCGAUUCUACAUAAAUAUUUAUAUGUAAUAAAAAAUUGUUAAUAUUAUAAAAUUAUUUAUAUAACUAAAUAAUUUUAAAUAAAAAUAUUACAAAAUUUUUUUUUUGUAAUUGCGCCAUUUAUCAUAAUAUCAUUUAUCAUUUUAUUAUAAUGUUUAUUAUGUAUGUCGAAAUUAUUCAAAUCGAUAGAAUAUAAUAAAUUUAUAUAAUAAAUUAACAAUUAACAUUAUGUUAAUAAUUAUGAAAAUUUAAUUUAUAGAUCACAAUUUUUGUAAAAUUUUUGUAAAAAAAUUAAUCAAUAAUUAUUUAACAUGAUUUCUAUUGAAAAAAAUUUGUUUUAAAUAAAAUAGAUCAUAAUACAUUUGAAAAAAUAUAUUCAUUUAAUAUUUGUUAUUUUAUAAAUAUUUAUUUGAUUAAUAUUGGGAAACAGUUUAUGAAUUUAAUUUAAGAAAAUUAGUAUUAAAAAAAUAAAUGAUAAAUAUGAUAUUGCAUUAACUAUGUUGAUCUAAUAAAUAUCUAAUCUAAUCUAAAUUAAGGGAUACGAAAAAAAAAAUUUGAAUUAUAUCAUAAUAUGUAUAUCAUAAUAUUAUGUACAAUCAAAACAUUUCAAAUUUAUAUAUUAAUUUUCGAUAUUUAAAAAAAAAAGUUUUCUAUCAAAGAAUGAACUGCAAUGCUGUACAAUUACAACAAGGUCAUUGUAUACGAACAUGUUGCCCCUAACGAUAUGUGUUUAAUCGAAGGAUUCCCCAAUUGCCAUGAGUCUCGUUCUAUAAUUACUUUCCGUGAUAUAGUAAUACGAUUUUAUCUUUGAAAUAAGAUAGUGCAAAAAGAACAAAUUGAUAAUAAAAAUCAUAAAAAGAAAAAAGAUAAUUGUAUCUUCUUUCUUUUACCUCUAAAAACGAUGCAAUUAGUUUUAUAAUCUUAUCUAGCAAAUAGAAGUCAAAAUAAUUCAAACUUAUGAAUUAAUAGUUGAAUUGAUGUUAAUCAACAUAUACUUAUUCUCUUUUAAAUGAGAGAAUAUUUUUAAAAUGAAUUAUAAUGACAAAGAUUUAUGAAAUGAAAAAUAAAAAAUAAAAAUAAGUAAUUAAUUGAUAAUUAAUGUAAUAAUGUAUGAUUAUUACUAAUAAUGAUAAUACAGUCAUUUCCGUUGCUAUUACAUAGUAUUAUUAUUAAAUAAAAAUGUUAUAUACUUCUUAAUUAUAUAAUUUGGUAUUUUUUAUAUCUAUAAGAAUAUUAUAUUAGCGAAAAUAUAACGAAUUUAAAAAUGAUUUAAGAAAUAUAAAUAAAAUAUUAAUUUAAUAUUUAAUAAGUUCUAUAUCUCGGUAUGCCUGCAUUGACUUUAGUAGUAUUCAGUAGUAUUGAAAAGCGGUUAAGUCAGACUGGGCAAAUACGCUUACAAUUUAUCCUAUAAUAUUACAUAUCUUUAAUAGCUAUUUAUUAAUUAAUAAUCAUGACAUAGAUAUGAUAUUUUUAAAUUCAAUUAAAGUCUUUCAUAAAUGAUGUUUCAUUUUUACUUGUUCUUCCUCUAAGAUAAUCUUCCUUCGUUUUAAUCUUUAAACAAAUUGAUUGUAAUGCAUACAGUGAAGAGAGGAUGAAGGAAAAAAACAGAAAAGAUUCAAUCAUGGCGCAGAAUAAAUUUAUAACGUUUUCUAUGUGUUUAUGUGCUUAAACUAACGUGACAAUCCAAUACCUAGUAAUUUCUUAAGAAGAGCUUUUUCUAUUGGUGGAAAUGGCGAAAUACAAGUUGCGUCGUUCGUAACGUCCUUCAAACGUUCUUAUCGAUUCUGAGAAUAUACAGAGUGUAUAAUACGAAGUUCACUGUCGAAAUAUGUUAGUUCGUCGGUAACAACGCUUGACCGAUUGUCGUUCAGUGAGCACUCAGUAUUAUUGAGGGAAAAACUAUCCUAUAAUUAUCUUUUCUUUUUUUUUUCAAUUACAAUAUUUUAAGUCAGACUGCGAAAAUUUAAAAAAAAAUGUCAGAUAACGAGAAUAAAUUAUGGUGUCAAAAUAAGCGUCAAAAUUGUGUUGUACAACCACUCUUAACAGAUUUAUACCAAAUUACAAUGGCAUAUGCUUAUUGGAAAAGUGAAAAGAUGAAUGAUUAUGCUGUAUUUGAUUUAUUCUUUCGUAAAAAUCCUUUUCAAGGAGAAUUUACAAUUUUUGCUGGUUUAGAAGAAUGUAUUAAAUUUUUAGAAAAAUUUCAUUAUUCUUCAAGUGAUAUUAAAUAUUUAAAAUCAACAAUGCCAUCAUCAAUUGAUGAAAGAUUUUUUGAAUAUUUGAAAGACUUAACACCAAAAGAUGUAACAAUAUAUGCUGUAGAAGAAGGUUCAGUUGUUUUUCCAAGAAUACCAUUACUAAGAGUAGAAGGUCCAUUAAUAAUGGUACAACUUUUGGAAACAACAUUGUUAACAUUAGUUAACUAUGCGAGUUUAAUGGCAACUAAUGCAGCCAGAUUUCGCAUGGCUGCUGGGAAAAAUAUAACAUUGCUAGAAUUUGGUCUUCGAAGAGCUCAGGGUCCUGAUGGUGGUUUAAGCGCUUCUAAAUAUAGCUAUAUUGGUGGUUUUGAUGGUACAAGUAAUGUUUUAGCAGGAAAACUUUAUAAUAUUCCUGUAGGUGGAACACAUGCACAUUCAUAUAUAACAUCUUUUAUUACUUUGGAUGAUUUACGAGAAAAAAGUUUGGCACAUAAAGAAACAGGAAAAGUUUAUGAUCUUUUAGAAUUAGCCUACAAGCAUCGAAAUUCUAUUGCAGCUGAUAUAGGAGCACUAGUUUCUGAGGCUUCUAAUGGAGAAUUAGCUGCUUUAAUUAGUUAUGCUAUUGCUUUUCCACAACGAUUUCUUGCUCUUGUAGACACAUAUGAUGUGGAAAGCAUCGAAUCUUCGGCCAAGAGACAAGCAUAUAUAGUCAGCCUAAAUGUAAAGAAUAAACAUCUAAUAAAUGGGUCCAAUAAACAUGCCCAAAAUGGUGUCAGAAAUGAUCCGGUUAUAUCAGAAUCAACUUCACAUCACAAGAAUGGCUUUUUAAGUCAAGGCGAAUUGGGUGAGCUCUAUGUGAGGAGUGGUCUUCUAAACUUUUGUGCAGUGGCACUAGCUUUAAAUGAUUUGGGUUAUAAAGCAAUUGGUAUAAGACUCGACAGUGGCGAUUUAGCAUAUCAAAGUAAUUUCGCCAGAGAUUUGUUUGAAAGAAUUGGUAUUAAAUAUAAUAUCCCUUGGUUUGGGAAAUUAACAAUCUGUGCAUCAAAUGACAUCAAUGAAGAGACCAUUCUAAGUUUAAAUGAACAGAAUCAUAAGAUUGAUUGUUUUGGGAUUGGAACGCAUUUGGUAACAUGUCAAAGACAACCAGCAUUAGGUUGCGUUUAUAAAAUGGUUGAAAUUAAUGAUCAACCUAGAAUAAAAAUCAGUCAUGAUGUUAGUAAAAUAUCAAUACCUGGUAAAAAAGUUGCAUUUAGAUUAUAUGGAGCAGAUGGAUGUGCUUUAAUCGAUCUUUUACAAAGAUCAACAGAAGAAAUACCACAAGUAAAACAUAAAGUUCUUUGUAGACAUCCUUUUCAAGAGUCAAAAAGAGCUUAUGUUAUUCCAACGCGAGUGGAGCCACUACAUAAGGUUUAUUGGAAAAAUGGUAAAUUAUGCCAACCUUUACUUACAUUACAAGAAAUACGAAAUAAAGUCCAAGAAUCUUUAAGAACACUUAGAAAUGAUCACAAGAGAAAUCUGAAUCCUACACCAUAUAAAGUUGCUGUUAGUGAUGAUUUGUAUAAUUUUAUACAUGAUUUAUGGUUACAACAUGCACCCAUUGGUGAACUUUCGUGAAACUGUAAAUACAUCAUUAUUAUAAGAAAGUAACAAAAAAAGGUCACGUAUUUAAAUAGCUAUCAACAUAUUAUUCAAAGAUUUAAAAUUUUAGCUGUACAAGUAUUUGACUAUAACAUAUAUAUUAUUUUGAUAACUUAUAAAAAUUGUAUUUUGAUAACUUGUAAAAAUUAUUUUAUAUUCAUGUAGCUUUACAAGUAUAGGAUGAAUUGUUUGUAGGAAGCAAAAGUAUAGAUUAUAAAUAUGAAAAUGUAUACAAAUGUAUAAAAGUAUACAGCAAGUAUAGAAUGUGUGAUAGUAUAUAUAAUAACUGUCAUACAUAUUUAGCUACUUUUGAUUUUUAAAAACAUAGAAAAAAUGAAUAAACAUAAAUUAAUGAUGCACAAGUAUUUCACAUGUAAAUAGGAAACAUUGAAUGUAUAUAUAAUAGAAGAAAAAUUAUAGAAUCGGCAAUGUAAAUUAAGUGUAAAUAUUCAUUAAUAUGUUUAAAAAUUUUUUUUAUAUAUUAAUAUCAUUUAUUGAUAAUAUUUUCUAUAUUUUAUAGUUUAAAAAAGAGUUACGAAUUUUUUUUAUAAUGAAAAUAAAAAAAAUUGAAAAGAGAAAAAUAAUUUUGUAAAAUAAAAAUGUAUGUACUUACUCAAUAUAAGCAAUUCAAUAUAUAUUUAUAAACAAUGAAAAAAAUUAAAAUUUAAAGACAAUUUCUCCUUGAAAAAAAAAUGUACAAAGUUUGAGCAUAAUAAAAAUAUAAAAUAUAAAAUUUUUAAAUAUAUAAAACUGUACAAAAAAAUAUAAAGAAAUCUUUUUAAUAUGUAAUAUAAAAAAAAACAUUUUAGUCAUUAAAUAUAUUACGAAAUUUUCAUUAAAUUUUUAUUUUUGAAAUUACCUAUUUCAUUCAAAAGAAUUUUUAUAAUUUAAUUUUAUUUACACAAAAAUUUUAUUAUUUUACAUAUUAAAUAUGUUGUCUUUUCAAAUUAAAUUUCAUGUAAAGCAAAUAUAUAAAUAAAAAAUAAAAGUUUUUGUAAAAA
Messenger RNA from Apis cerana (Asiatic honeybee), 6093 nucleotides. RefSeq names its product nicotinate phosphoribosyltransferase (gene Naprt). The record is from RefSeq and is a predicted model, not a curated record. Gene Ontology annotation, cellular component: cytosol. Gene Ontology annotation, molecular function: nicotinate phosphoribosyltransferase activity. Lineage: Eukaryota; Metazoa; Arthropoda; Insecta; Hymenoptera; Apidae. Gene Ontology annotation, biological process: NAD+ biosynthetic process via the salvage pathway.